This is a messenger RNA of Cercocebus atys (sooty mangabey), 750 nucleotides long. RefSeq lists its product as uncharacterized. The transcript has 6 exons. Lineage: Eukaryota; Metazoa; Chordata; Mammalia; Primates; Cercopithecidae. The coding region runs from base 1 to 537 and encodes 178 amino acids. The record is from RefSeq and is a predicted model, not a curated record.
AUGCGAAGAAACAGUUGGGGAAGCCCCUCCCAGGAUUCCUGGCGCUCUGCCUUCCCCGAAGCCUAUAAAAGCGCAGGUCCCUGCCUCGGCAGCCACGGGACACCUGCAUCUGCCAACAAGACUGGAAGCAGGAACGGACAGAGACAGCAAAGUUUGACGGUCUGGAAAGCAGAAAUCAGUGGGGCUGACUGCUUGGGAGCACCAAGUAUACGGACAGCGCCUCUCGGGGGUUCCAAGGAGAGAACCGCGAUCUGUUUCAGCACCGGGGCUCAGGACAGUUCCCAGAGGGCUCCGUUUCGGCGCCGGAACCCUGGACAACUCCCCCAGGAGAACCGGGAAUGGAAAACAGGGAGGCAGCACAGAGGCAGGAAGCCCAGGUGUCACAGCUUGGCUCAGCUUGGAAUGUACUCCCCCCACCUCCACCCAGAGCUCCCCACAACUGACCCUGCCUUCUUCUGCAAGCUCCGUUUCAUCAAAGGAAAUGAUCCUUAUUGCCUCACCAUUGCCCACGUGAAGUCUGUAUUGACAUUCUCAUAGACCUAGGAUAUUGUAUCUGCAGCACAUAGUCCAGUUAUUUUCAUGUUAUCUACUGACAGGUCUAUUUGUCUCCCUGUUACACUGUGAUCUCCGUGAGGACAGAAACAAAGUUUGUAUUUUCACUGCUGUGUCCCCAGUGCCUGGUCCAGGGCCCAGCACACAGCAGGCGUACAAUAAGCAUGUGUUGAAUCAAUAAAGGCAUCAAAGAAUAAA